AUGAUCGGCGCCUGCCGUCAUGGCGACAAAUGCUCCAAAAGGCAUACAAGACCUAUAAAUUCCUACACAAUAAUCAUAUACAACAUGUAUGUCCAACCAGAAAAUAUCAAGUCGGAAUAUGAUCUGAUAGAUGACUUUAACUGUUUCUACGAAGAUGUUUUUAUGGAGGCAGCCAAAUAUGGCGAAGUUCAAGAAAUAAUAGUGUGCGAGAAUAAGACUGAUCAUCUAAAUGGUAAUGUAUGCAUAAGAUUUAAAGAUAUAGAUGCAGCAAAGGCUGCUCGAGAUGCUUUUAUUACUAGGUGGUAUGGUGAAAGGCCGUUGUAUUGUGAUUUGUCGCAUGUCACUGAAUUCCGUGAUGCAGUCUGUAAGAGCUAUGAGGAAGGUCAAUGUGAAAGAGGUGAGAAAUGUAACUUUAUCCACAGGAGGAAGGUUGAUUAUAGGCUUACGAAUGAUCUACUUUUGAGCCAGUGGAAGAAGUAUCACAUUAAAGACCCAGAUCAGACAACCGCAGAUACUACUACAAACGCUGGAUCCAAACCACAAGCAAUAGCAGUUAAUAAUCCAAACGAUAACACAUAG
Molecule: messenger RNA, 579 nt
Organism: Eremothecium sinecaudum
Lineage: Eukaryota; Fungi; Ascomycota; Saccharomycetes; Saccharomycetales; Saccharomycetaceae
Product: HER215Cp
Exons: 2
Coding region: 1-579 (192 amino acids)
Biological process (GO): mRNA splicing, via spliceosome
Cellular component (GO): spliceosomal complex; U2AF complex
Molecular function (GO): pre-mRNA 3'-splice site binding; metal ion binding
Source: RefSeq, a predicted model, not a curated record